AUGGAGAUGCUUUUCACCAACAUCAGCUCUACCUCCGGUGUGGUGCCCGCCCGUCCGCUUCUCCCCUCACAUCGGUCCAACUGCAGCACCUGGGAUCAGCAGUGGGGGGCGCCCCACCUGCACAGGUUAGCCCAUCUGGACGUGCAGCUGUACCGGGACUUCUAUGCUGUCUGGCUCUCUCUAAUGGUGUGCAACAGCCUGAUGCUGGUGGCCGGUGUGGUCCUGAACGGUCUGGCUCUCUACGUGUUCUGCGGGGCCUCCCCCCACUCGUCGGCCUCUGUGGUCUACACCAUAAACCUGGCCGUGGCCGACCUGUUGGUGGCUCUGUCCCUGCCCGCUCGCAUCGCCCUCUACCACAGCCAGGGCCGCUGCCUGGCCUGCUCCUACGUCCACACCUUCAGCUACUUCGUCAACAUGUACUGCAGCAUCCUCUUUCUGACCAGUAUCUGUGUAGACCGGUACCUGGCUGUCGUCCAGGCAACCAGCACUGUCCACCGAUGGAGAACUAAAGGAGCGGCCAGGUGCGUCAGUGCCAUCGUGUGGUUCACCGCAGUGGUGGUCACCUACUCUUUUCAGACCACGGCUCUGAACUUCAGCUCCUCUUGCGUGCUCCUCCCCGCCCACUUCUACCUGACCGUCCUGGAGUUCCUCCUGCCCCUGCUGACCGUGGUGGGCUUCACGCUGCGGCUCACCUGCUUCCUGUCCUCCGGUCAGGGCCUGAUGCCCCAGCAGAGCCGGGCCAGGCGGGCUCGGGCCGUCAGGCUGCUGACCACCGUGCUGGUGGUGUUCACCGUCUGCUUCACGCCGUUCCACCUCCGCCAGCUGCUGGUCUACUUCCAGGUCAGGGCGGCGGGCGGCGAGGGGCCCGGGCGGCGGGCGGGGCACGUGCUGGCCUACCACGUGACGGUCAGCCUGAGCAGCCUGAACAGCUGCCUGGACCCCGUGGUCUACUGCUUCGUGACGGACAGCUUCAAGAGGAUGUGGAGGAUGAGGAGAGGGAGAGGCAGGGAGGAGGAUGAGGAGGCCGGGAACACUAGAGACGGAGAGAGGAAUUCAGUCCAGAAGUGUCCGGGCGCCGUGCUGGCCAUCGCUCACAGCGUGGCCACGCUGACCCUCGCCAACGCGCCCCGACCAGCAGCCCACACUGACCAGCCUGCUCCAACCGGUCACCCCCUCUGA
Messenger RNA from Menidia menidia (Atlantic silverside), 1179 nucleotides. The record is from the annotation of a GenBank genome assembly. NCBI's taxonomy places the organism in Eukaryota, Metazoa, Chordata, Actinopteri, Atheriniformes, Atherinopsidae.